Culex pipiens pallens (northern house mosquito) is the source of this 710-nucleotide messenger RNA. RefSeq names its product general odorant-binding protein 56a-like. Gene Ontology annotation, molecular function: odorant binding. Lineage: Eukaryota; Metazoa; Arthropoda; Insecta; Diptera; Culicidae. The coding region runs from base 274 to 648 and encodes 124 amino acids. The record is from RefSeq and is a predicted model, not a curated record. The transcript is spliced from 2 exons.
UUGGGAACUCUUUUUUCUCCGUGUAAGGAAGAUUUUGUGGCAAAUGGUGAAGAAGUAGCUAAAUAUGAUAUGAGUAAUUCACUAGCCAUUAAACUUUUUUAAUUUUAGUGUGCCUGAAUGGAAAUCUUGAUUACGAUUUAAUUAUUACUGACAGAAUUGCUGGGCAAACAUGCUGCCCAGAAUUACACAAGUGGAAUAAAAGUGACUGUUCAUACUUCACAAAACCAUUUGUUGGCUGUAUGCUAUUGAAGAUUGAUUCUUUCUUAAAAAACAAUGAGGCAUUCCUGUGUUUUCAUUACAUUGACGAUCCUUGCUUCAUCGUGCUCUGGUUCCAUGGAGCAAGUGAAGCAAGCUUGCAUGGAACAGGAGGGCGUUUCCCAAGCCGAUGCGGAUCUUUUCAAUAAAAUGGAUAAGCCAGUAACGCGUCCGCAAAAGUGUUUUUACGCCUGCAUGUUUGAACGGUUCGGAACGUCCGAUGGGCACCGCUUCGAUACGGAAGUUUUCUUGGAGAAUAGUGAAAAACUGGCUCAAAAUGAUCAAAAAAUGCUGAACGCGGCGCGGGAAAUGGCGGAACGAUGCGAUGGGGUGGAGAACGAGGAUCGCUGCGAGUUGGCGGCGGACAUUUUGAACUGUCUUAGGGGUGAUUAGCAAAAAGGGCUCCUUUGUGGUCCAAUGUCAGGGGGUUGACUGUACGCAAUAAACAACUUGCA